AGAUCGAUCUGACAGGAAACUGCCCAUGAAUAGUUUCAGUUGUGGGCUUAUGAAUAUCUUCGUCGGAAAUUGAAAAGUACAAGCUCAUGUAUUGUGUAUCAGGAUUCUUGUGUAAACUCUAGCACUGAUUUAUCAUGCGAUGAUGCGAAAAACAGAAAAUUGCUAAUUUUCUCAUAAUUAAACAUGCAAUUUGAUGUAUAUUUUGAUAAGUUCCGUAGCUAUGCCACACUUUUACCAUUUGUUGCAGCCGAUUCCAAAUCCAAUAGCCCAGCUGCUCGCGAAAGGGCGUGGCGAAACUGCAACCCUGUUUAGCCCACUCGGCAAAUUUUGGCACAUCACCCUGCAGAGAGACGUAGACGACGGUAUGUACUUCGACAGCGGUUGGCGAGAGUUCUCGCAAGCCCACAAUUUGGUCGCGGGCUGCUUCGUCGUGUUUCGCUACGAAGGAAACAUGGUCUUCAAGGUCAAGGUGUUCGACGCGAGCGGAUGCCGUAAACAGUACGAUAAGAUCGCCCACGGAAUUGUGGAAGAAAUAUCUGUCGACAGCAAAGACGAGGAACCUGAUGAAGUUCUUAUUAUCGAUGAUCAGCAAAAUCUUUCAACAUGCUCGAGAAAGCGAAGGAAAUCCGCAAGGCUGAAUUCUAAAAGCUCUGCGCAGCAGCAAGGUAAUGGAGAGCCGCGCACUCCACCGGUUUUUCGAUCGAAGAAUAAAUCGGUGGAGAAGAGCAACAAUUCUGGAGACUAUCCACCGCACUUCGAGAAGAUAAUUAGACCUUACAACUUCUCUUGUUUUCGCAUGAGUGUGCCGAAGGAGUUCUGCGCGUCGCAUGGACUCUUGAGGAAGGAGGAGAUGACACUCAAAGAUCCAAAGCAGAGAUUAUGGCCUGUGAAAUUGUGGCAGGGCAAAAGGCAAAUCCGAUUCUCGAAGGGGUGGAUGGACUUCUCUAUGGGGAACAAGUUGGAAGACGGAGAUAAGUGCAUCUUUCAGCUUGUUUCCAGCGAGGUUAUGCAAGUGAUCAUACAGAAACGCCGCGCGUGAAAGUCUGACAAUCCAUCUUUAGUUACGAUCUUCGUUGAUCUUCUGUUAUCUGUUCUGUUUCAUGGUUGUUCCUUUAACUACUAGUUUUGUAUCUUUCUGGCUUCGACAUACGCUGAGAAAGUAAAAGAUUGUUAGUCUAGUGCUACUGUUCUGUG
Ananas comosus (pineapple) is the source of this 1194-nucleotide messenger RNA. RefSeq names its product putative B3 domain-containing protein Os04g0347400. Gene Ontology annotation, molecular function: DNA binding. The record is from RefSeq and is a predicted model, not a curated record. Bases 194 to 1039 code for a protein of 281 amino acids. The transcript has 3 exons. NCBI's taxonomy places the organism in Eukaryota, Viridiplantae, Streptophyta, Magnoliopsida, Poales, Bromeliaceae.